Messenger RNA from Penicillium antarcticum, 1035 nucleotides. RefSeq names its product zinc-dependent alcohol dehydrogenase family protein. Gene Ontology annotation, molecular function: oxidoreductase activity; zinc ion binding. NCBI's taxonomy places the organism in Eukaryota, Fungi, Ascomycota, Eurotiomycetes, Eurotiales, Aspergillaceae. The record is from RefSeq and is a predicted model, not a curated record. The transcript has 3 exons. The coding region runs from base 1 to 1035 and encodes 344 amino acids.
AUGAAAGGACUGGUCUAUGCAGGUUCUGGUACAUGCGAAGUUCGAGAUUUUCCUAUACCAGAAGUUCAAUCCCCCACAGAAGCAGUUGUCCGGAUGAGCUAUACGAGCAUAUGUGGAACGGACCUGCAUAUUCUCAAAGGUGACGUACCAACGGUAGAACAAGGCCGAAUACUUGGCCAUGAAGGAGUUGGAACAAUUACUUCACUCGGUUCUGCCGUCACUGGUUUCUUCGUUGGCGAUGAUGUUCUUAUUUCUUGCAUCUCUUCCUGUGGCACCUGUGCAGCAUGUAGGAAAGGCAUGAACUCGCAUUGUACUACUGGAGGGUGGGUACUUGGAAACGUUAUCGACGGGACUCAAGCGGAGUACGUCCGGAUUCCACAUGCGACUAAUUCACUUUAUAAACUACCUGGAAAUAUUGACCUAGCAGAGAUGGUGGUAUUUUCCGAUGCCUUUCCGACGGGAAUGGAAUGCGGGACUCUGAAUGCCGAUAUUCAGCCAGGGAGCUCUGUGGCCAUCGUCGGAGCCGGUCCAGUGGGACUUGCUGCCAUGCUCACGGCUAAGUUAUACACACCACACCCGCUCGUCAUUAUUGACAAAGAAGUCAAAAGACUGCAACAUGCCAAAAAGCUUGGUGCUGACAAAGUAAUCAACGUGGCUGAACCUGACGCUAUGGAGCAACUCGACUCUGUUGUUGAUGGAAAAGGAUUCGACUGCGUAAUCGAAGCGGUCGGAACACCUACAACCUUUGACCUCUGCCAAAAGUUAGUGGCCCCAGGGGGCUCGUUGGCCAAUAUUGGAGUACAUGGUCAGAAGGCAACACUUGACCUUGAUAAGCUGUGGGAUCACAAUAUCAGUAUCAAAACUCGAUUGGUCGAUACGGUUACUAUUCCGACCCUACUACGUCUCUUCCAGGCCGGCCAAUUCCAAUCAUCGCUGCUCACCCAUCGUUAUGCAUUCUCCGAUAUUUUGAAGGCCUAUCAAGCAUUCCAAACGACAUCGAAAGACGGUAUUUUGAAGGUCGGCAUUGACUUCUGA